GUUGACCUUGUUUUGCAUAAGACUUUCCACGAUUUGAAUGGUAAGCAAGUAGAAGUUAAACGUGCUCUUCCUAAAGAUGCUAACCCUGGUGUAGCCACCGGUGGUGGUGGUGGUGCUGGUGGUCGUGGCAGCGCCGGAGUUGGAGGGUUUCCGGGCUAUGGUGGUUCUGCUGGAAGUGGAUAUGAGGGUCGUGUGGAUUCCAAUAGGUACUUGCAGCCUCAAAACACUGGAAGUGGUUAUCCUCCUUACGGUGCUUCUGGGUAUGGUACUGGUUAUGGUUAUGGAAGCAAUGGUGUAGGUUACGGAGGUUUUAGUGGGUAUGGUAAUCCAGCUGGUGCGCCUUAUGGGAGUCUCCCUGGAGCUGGUUUUGGAAGUGGUCCAAGAAGUUCAUGGGGUGCUCAAGCACCGUCGGGUUAUGGUAAUGUUGGUUAUGGAAAUGCAGCUCCGUGGGGUGGUUCUGGUCCCGGUUCAGCAGUGAUGGGUCAAGCUGGUGCAUCUGCUGGUUAUGGCAGUCAAGGUUAUGGCUACGGUGGAAAUGAUUCAUCUUAUGGGACUCCAUCUGCCUAUGGUGCAGUAGGUGGGCGAUCU
Camelina sativa (false flax) is the source of this 588-nucleotide messenger RNA. The record is from RefSeq and is a predicted model, not a curated record. NCBI's taxonomy places the organism in Eukaryota, Viridiplantae, Streptophyta, Magnoliopsida, Brassicales, Brassicaceae.